Molecule: messenger RNA, 2460 nt
Organism: Beauveria bassiana ARSEF 2860
Lineage: Eukaryota; Fungi; Ascomycota; Sordariomycetes; Hypocreales; Cordycipitaceae
Product: subtilase-like protein
Exons: 2
Coding region: 1-2460 (819 amino acids)
Biological process (GO): proteolysis
Cellular component (GO): cell wall; cytosol; membrane
Molecular function (GO): serine-type endopeptidase activity; tripeptidyl-peptidase activity
Source: RefSeq, a predicted model, not a curated record
AUGGUUCGUCCAUCAAUCUGGACCCUAGCGUGGACUGCCACGGCGGUCGCUUCCUCGGCCUGGGCAGCAGUAGAUGGCAACAAGACACUCGACAAUACCGUUGUCGGCGCAUUCAUCAUCGAGUGUGAGACCGGCCAAGACAUUGAACCUCUGACAAAGGCCAUCCAGCAGCAGGAUGGCCAAGUGCGUCGCAAGUUUGACUCUAAGAUCUUUUACGGAAUUUCGGUCCAACUGGCGAACGCGACCGGGGUAACGAGUGCCGAGAUACGGAACAUCAAGGGCGUCAAGGAGAUAUGGCCCGUGAACUUGAUGAGCAGCACAGCGAGCGACAUGCCCGGAGAGCAGCCAGAGAAACAGCAGUCUGGACACCAGCAGGCACGUUGGAGCAGUGGCCUUGCAUCCCGCGCCGCCGGCCAAAGCCUCGAGUCCCCGUGGCAUCAUGUCUUGACACAGGUGGAUAAGCUUCAUGCGGAGGGCCUUUCUGGUAAUGGCAUUAAAAUUGCCCUUGUCGACACGGGUGUCGACUACACGCACCCGGCCCUAGGCGGCUGCUUCGGCCAACACUGCCGAGUCGUCAAAGGGGAUAACUUGGCCAAGGACGGGAAAAAAGGCGACCCCAUGGACUGCGUUGGCCAUGGCACUGCAGUGGCUGGUAUCCUGGCUGGAUACGAUGAGAAGGGUGGCUUCGUUGGUGUAGCUCCCAACGCGACGCUGGCCGCAUAUCGAGUCUUGAACUGCAAUUCAGUUGGGGAAGAGGAUGACAUUGUAGCCGGUUGGCUCAAGGCAUUUGAAGAUGGUGCCCAGAUUAUUGCCUCGUCUACUGGCUUCCAGGGCUCUGGAUGGGCACAUAGUCCUGUCGCAGCCGUGGCCUCGCGCAUCGCCGCCAGCGGUGUGCCUUGCAUUGGCGGCAACGGUAACAAUAAGAAAGCAGGCCUAUUUUAUGCCAUGAGUCCUGCGACUGGGCGAGGUGUUGUAUCCGUCAAUUCAUUUGCCCACAAGUUUAUGACGCAGCAGGGCAUGGACAGCAACGGUAGCGUUGCCGUCGAAACGGCCGGCAUGUCGCAGUUCUCAGCCUCUGGGCCGACCUGGGACCUCGACAUUAAGCCCAACGUUGGCGCGCCCGGCGACGAUAUCCCUUGUCCGAAGCGGGGCGGCGGUUACGACAAGUGCUCGGGUACAUCAUAUUCUGGGCCGCAGGUCGCCGGCAUCGUGGCUCUCAUCGCCGAGCGCCGUCAGAACUUUGACCCGGCGCUCCUCAAUAGCCUCCUGAUGGCCACUGCCGAACUGCAAAAAGACAACAACGACCUUAUUCCGGUCAUGCAGCAGGGAGGCGGCCUUGUCCGGGCUUGGGACGCCGCCUACGCCACGACGCUUCUGGAGCCAGCCAGCCUUGCCUUUAACGAUACCGACCACCGGGUCGCGUCUAUCAAGCUCCGCAUUACCAAUACGGCCAAGUCGGAGACGGUGUACCACCUCUCUAAUGUUCCUGGCCGUACCGUAUAUGCCCGUUAUUUCCGCUCAUUUAAAAACCCCGAGUUUGUAGAAGCCCCCGCCACAGUCAAUCUUGACAAGAGCUCCGUCACGCUCGCCCCCGAUCAGUCAGCCACUAUCGAGGUCUCGGCCGAGGACCCCAAGAACCUUGACUCGAACCUACUGCCGUUAUGGUCCGGUUGGAUCGCCGUUAAUGGUUCUGAUGGCAGCUCGCUGGCCGUCCCGUACCUGGGUCUCUCCGGCUCACUGCACGAGCACCAAGUCCUUGCACCCAAUGGAGCCGAGCUUGCAGAAUACCAACAAGGCUCGACAGGGCAACCACGGCCCCUCGCCGAGGGCACAGAGUUCAAAUUUGUCGCUAACAAGGAGGGCGUCUGGAGCAUUUCGGUGCCGUUUACCUUUGAAUUGGAACUCGCAUCGCCUCUUUUGCGCGCCGAGCUUGUGCCCUUGUCGCCUCCCCAAUGGCUGGCUGAGCGUCUGACAGACAACAAGACUCUUUUGGCCUUUACUGUACAGGGGCUGGGUCGCUACUGGGACUCAGUUCGGAAGCCUACCAAGAAGUGGAACGGUCAACUCGAAUCGGGCGACUACGGUCCCAAGGGCGAUUACAAGUUCAAGGUGCGCGCCUUGAGAAUCUUUGGCAACCCCAACGUUGAAUCAGACUGGGACGUUUCCGAGACGGUCAAGUUCCAAGUUGGUGAGCUGGCGGGCGAUACGGCCUGCAAGAGUUACCAAUCUGGCGGGGAAAAGAUGCACGAGAAUGCCCUGUUCCAAAGUCACGAGGAGUGCAUGAAGUUCCAUGGCAGUGUAGCAACAGUUCCGGUCAAACAAUGCCGUUCCUCGGGACUGAAGGCUUUGGACGGUAAAAAGUGCCCAGACGGUACGACUCUACAGGAGUGGAAGGCGGGAAUGCCGUAUCCGAAGAAGGGCGCAGAUGGAUGUUACUAUUUUGACACGCAUUGUGCGUAA